GUGACACUUGACAUCCGCGACAUAUGACAUAUCCUUCAGUUUCCGGCGGCCAUAUUGUAAACGUCUGUGGAACAUUUAUUAGCCGUUUUCUACAUUCGUUACGAAAACCUCGGAAAAACGACGAAGCUAGUAGAUAAAUGUAAAUCUUGUUGCACCUUAAACCGAACUAAAGAUGGCUCGCUACGGUCAAAGACCAGAAAACGCUUUAAAACGCGCUAACGAAUUCAUCGAGGUAGGGAAACCUGCCAGAGCUUUGGAUACACUACAAGAGGUAUUCCGCAACAAAAAAUGGGCAUACAAUUGGUCAGAAUCGGUGUUGGAGCCGAUUAUGUUCAAAUAUUUGGACCUCUGUGUGGAGCUGAAAAAGUCGCACAUCGCCAAGGAAGGACUGUUUCAGUACCGGAACAUGUUCCAGUCCGUGAACGUGGGCUCCUUAGAAAACGUUAUAAGAGGGUAUUUACGGAUGGCUGAGGAGAAGACUGAGAAUGCAAGAGAGCAAUCAGCUCAGGCUGUGAUAGAUAUUGAUGAUCUUGAUAAUCUAGCAACUCCUGAAAGUAUUUUGCUAAGUGCAGUCUCUGGAGAAGAUGCCCAGGAUCGUUCAGACCGAACUAUCCUGACACCGUGGGUGAAGUUCCUCUGGGAGUCGUACUGCCAAUGCCUUGAGCUACUUAGAACUAAUGCUCAUGUAGAAAACCUUUAUCAUGAUAUCGCUAGGAUGGCAUUCCAGUUCUGCCUUAAAUAUAAUAGGAAAACUGAGUUUAGAAAGCUGUGUGACAAGCUUAGGAAACAUCUAGAGGAUAUUUGCAAGUUGCCACAGCAGGUAGCCAAUGUGUCCAUGUCAAAACCUGAAACUCAACAGCUCAACCUAGAGACACGUCUGCAUCAGCUGGAUUUUGCCAUCCAGAUGGAAUUGUGGCAGGAGGCUUAUAAAGCAAUCGAAGACAUCCACAAUUUGAUGAACCUGUCAAAGAAAAUGCCAGUACCGAAGACAAUGGCAAAUUAUUACCAAAAACUUGCAAUGGUAUUUUGGAAGGCUGGUAAUUACCUCUUCCAUGCAGCCGCCCUCUUUAAACUGUUCCAGUUAUCCAAAGAGAUGAAGAAAAAUAUCACACCUGAAGAACUGCAAAGAAUGGCAUGUAGAGUAUUAAUAGCUACACUUUCAAUACCGUUGCCGUCAGCCCAUCCGGAGUUUGAUAGGUUCAUUGAAACUGACAAGUCUCCAUUGGAGAAAGCACAGAGACUCGCAGUUUUGUUGGGCCUUUUCCAGCCACCUACUAGAGCAAGUUUGCUCAAAGAUGUGGUUCGCGUGAACGUGGUGAAUUUAGCCAGUCCUCAACUCCAAGAGUUGUACACGUGGUUGGAGGUCGAUUUCCAUCCCCUAUUGCUGUGCGAAAGGGUGCAUGGGGUCAUAAAGACACUAGAGGCAGAGGAGAAUUCUCUCUUGCAACAGUACGUACCUGCUUUGCAAGAUGUUACUCUGGUGAGGCUUGUGAGGCAGAUCGCGCAGGUUUAUCAGACCAUUGAAUUUGCAAGACUCAUAGAAGUGGCGAAAUUCACUACACCCUUCCAUUUGGAACGUCUAUUGGUAGAUUGCGUACGUCAUAACGACAUGCAAAUCCGUAUAGAUCACGGCAAGAACUGCAUCCACUUUGGCAUGGAUCUCAGCGAAAGUCAACGCGAAGACAAGCCCGAAGGUCCGACUUUGCAAGUGAUGCCCAGCGAACAGGUCAGAAAUCAACUGGUGAACAUGUCAACGGUCCUUAAUAGAGCUGUCAACGUGAUAAACCCCAACAAGAAGAGAGCCGAAAGGGAGAAACUUAGAACGGCAAUGGUUCAAAUGUAUCAUGAGACAAAGGUCAGGGAGCAUCAGAAGAUUUUGCAGAGGCACAAGAUAAUUGAAGAUAGAAAAGAAUAUAUUGAGAGGUUGAAUACUGUACGAGAAGAGGAAGAGCAGAAAAGAUUAGAGGAGAUGCAGCGGCAACAUAUAAUGGCUGAACAGAAACGCUUGGAGCAUGAGAGGGAAGAAAGAGAAAGAAAAAGGGCUUUGAAUGAGAUACAACAAAUAAAGGAUAGGCAGUUUAAGGAAAAGCUGCAGCAGAUCAUCCAGACCGGUCAUGGGCAAAAGAUCCUCAAGAAAAUGGAUGAAGAUGACAUAAAAAAACUAGACGCCGAUCAGAUAGCAGCAAAAGAAGCUGAAGAGCUGCAGAAAGAAAGAAGAGAACUGCAGGCUAAGCUGAAAUCGCAGGAAAAGAAGGUAGACUACUUCGAGAGAGCCAAACGAUUGGAGGAAAUUCCUCUAAUACAGGCUGCCAUCAAAGAAAGGCAACUACAGGAUCAACAGUUCUGGGAGCAGCAAGAAAAGGAGCGUAUUGCUGCUGCGGUUGAAGAGAGAAAGUUGGCUGUAGCUACUAGAGAUAGGUUGGCCAGAAUGAAGCCGGACAAGGAAGAGUUCCUCCAGAGACUGAAGAAAGAACGUAACCAGAUGUACGAGGAUAAAUUGAAAGAGUUCGAGAAGAUGCUGGCGGAGGAAAGAAAGAAGAGACUCGCUGAGAGGAAGGCUAAAAGGAAGGAGGAGAGACAAGCCAAAUGGCUGAAGGAGAAACAAGAGGAAGCAGAACGCAAAGCUGCCGAGCAACGUCGUCGCGAAGAAGAAGAGCAGCAGCGGAUCGAGGAGGCGGCCCGCAAGGAGCGCGAAGAAAGGGAACUUCAGGAGAGGGAGGAGCGAGAGCGCAAAAAGCGCGAACAUCAGGAGAUGCUCGACAGGAUGGCGGCCAUACAGAAAGCGAGGGAGGAGGAAAUCGAGAGAAAGUUGCAAGAAGAGAAGGAGAAAGGCAGAGAUAGAGAGGUGUCUUCGUGGAGAAGAGGCGGCGAUAAAGAAGAUAGAAGAGAUGAAAGAAAACCUGCUGCCGGCGGCGGUGGAUCAUCCUGGAGAAACGCGGCAGAUGCUAGGGAUGCAAAAGAUUCCAGAGAUAAAGAUACCAGAGACUCUCGCGACAUCAAGGAUUCGAGGGAUUCCAGAGAUUCCAGGGACACUAAGGAUUCGCGAGACAAAGAAGAGAGAAAGCCUGAUGUCUGGAGGCCAUCUCGCUUGCGAUCAGAUGAUGCGAAGGGAGGUGACAGUUGGCGUAUGGGCGGUGACAAGAAGGAAGAUAGCAGGGACAGCGGCAGGAGCGGAUUCGAAAGGGACAGAGACAGGGACAGAUAUGGAGAUAGAGACAGAUUCACCAGAGAUAGAAGACCGGACGAUAAAGAUAGGAGGGACGAUUUUAGAAGGGAUGACAGGGAUAGAAGAGAUGAUAGAGAUAGAAGGGACGAUAGAAGAGAUGAUCGAGAUAGAAGAGAUGAUAGAGAUAGAAGAGAUGACAGAGAUAGAAGAGAUGAUAGAGACAGGAGAGAUGACAGGGAUAGAAGAGAUGAUAGGGAUAGAAGGGGCGAAGAUACCGGCAGCUCCUGGAGGAACGCGAGGAAGCCGGAUGAGGAGCGCAGAUCAGGUGCACCAUCUAGAACGGACGCUUGGCGUUCCAAAGAUUCUGAGCGUAGAGACGAGCCGCUAAGAAGGGGAGGGGACGACAAGAGAGGUGGGGAUGCCGGAAGAGAUGACAGAAGGGGUGAUAAGAGAGAUGAUAAGGACGGGAAGAGCGCUCCGCCACCAAAGGAGAAACCUCGCGAACCACAGACAUCAGGCAACCAACAGCAGCCAUCGGAGGAAGAAGACGGCUGGUUACCGGCUCCGAGACGUCGAUAGAUUAAAUAUUGAUUGACCGUUGUUUUUCUAGAUAUCUUUUAGGUUAUUUCACAUAUUCUACAUAUACGGUAAUUUCCUUUUUGUUUACAGGUUUUUAUUGGAAAUGGUAGCGCAUUUGUAAUAUUAAAUCUGUGUACCACUGCGGGUGUAUAACGCUUUUAUUGUAUAUUUUGAGAACUGUUACUAGUGAUCAAUAAAUAAUACAUAUUACAGAA
Messenger RNA from Acanthoscelides obtectus, 3960 nucleotides. The record is from the annotation of a GenBank genome assembly. Lineage: Eukaryota; Metazoa; Arthropoda; Insecta; Coleoptera; Chrysomelidae.